Messenger RNA from Leptonychotes weddellii (Weddell seal), 557 nucleotides. The record is from RefSeq and is a predicted model, not a curated record. NCBI's taxonomy places the organism in Eukaryota, Metazoa, Chordata, Mammalia, Carnivora, Phocidae.
CAUGCGCACCGUCGUCAUGACAACGCCUGCGCGGCGGCCUCGGAGUGAAAAGGAGCAUGUGGGGCAGCGGGAAGGAGGCCGCCUGCGCGGGGCCCGGGUCCUCCCUUCCCGCUCCCACUACGACCCCUAAUCCGUCCUGGGCCCUGGCCGACGGUAGUGCUCCAGAAGUUAUUGGCCAUCUCCAGGAAAAUUAUUAUAAUCUCUGUAUGGAAAAGUCCCAGAAAAUUAAUUCUUUUAUAUUGCAUAUACUCCAAGAACUGGAUGAAGAAAUUGAAAAGGGAUCAGAAGGAAUCACAUUAAACAUUGCUGGUAACAGUUGCUUAAUGCCAGAAGAAAGAGUAACAGGUGAAGAUUUUUGGAUUCUUUUCAGAAUUUUAAAGAAGAAUCCAUAUAUUAAUGGUUUGGAUGUUAGAUAUAACUUCAUAAGUGAUGUUGGUGCAUACUAUGCUGCAAGACUGCUUCAGGUAUUUUACUACAAAAUGUUCUUAGUUCUUUUUGUUUUCUUCCAGGAGUCAGUUAAGAACCAGUCCUUUUUCUUUGGAAUGUACAGGGUUUGA